AUGCCAGCAUAUUCCAAGUUGAAUAAAAAACGUAGAGUAACCUGUCGAUUUUGUAAUUUACCCUUUGGAUACGUUCCGCUUUCUGCUAUUCCAGUAGAGGCUAAUUUGACGUUUCUGUACAAGAUGCUCCAAGAGAAGCAACAGGAAUGCUCGACAGAUACCAACGUGAAUUCUUAUGAUGAGGCAGAACAGGCAGUCAAAGAAAUGAAAGAUGAUCUUAUCAACACUGAAACGCACAAUCAAGUUGUUAGAACACCCAAGCAAUUUUUGAGCCCAACACGGAUAACAAGAGUAGAAGAGCCUAAUUCAGUUGAUAGCAGGAAAUUUUUGGCAAUUUUUCUACCUGAUGCCAUCAAUGUUAUCAUAAAGAGACGAUGUAAUGAGGUUCGCGAGAACCAUAGAAAGCAAUCCAGUAGAUAUUCCAGUCCUGAAUGCAAUCUACCAUACAGUUUUAAGUUUCCGGGGGAUGACCUUCAUCUAAUGGAUACUGUGAUAUGCGCAGGUUGUGGAAGUACUGUCGGAGUACGCUUUGACCUGCAUCCAAGUCAAGUCGCACUGCCAACCAGCACGUGGCGCUCCUCCAGAAUGGCCCGAAAUGACAUGAAAAGCGAGUCGCUUGAUGAACCGGUACACCAGGAUGAUGUGGAUAACAUGGACAAUACGACAAAUCAGACCAGUAACUUCAUCAGUGCAUCAGAAACAAUUUUACAUCGGGCCAAGGAAGAAGGUUGGAUUUCACUGUCUUUGGAGUGUGUUGAUAUUGAACCACUGUUCGGUCUGGUAGGCCUGGACCAAUUUUCUAUUCGCUACCAAGGUGGUGAAAUGUAUCCCAACUUUUACUGCAGUAUUGAAUCUAGUCCACUGUUUUCACAGAAUUCGGCCACUUGGAUGGUGCCGGCAAGACGUAUAAAACCACGACGGGCAAUUGACACCAGUCAUGUUACCCAUCAUCUGACCAAUUGGGAUAAAACCUAUUAUGAAUUGGAGCGAAGUGACAAAUUAAUUCCUUUCACUUUGGGGCACGGUGACCUUGUGGAAGCCACAGUACGCCGAUUAGACGCGCUGUACCCACCAACUAGGCGGGAAGCGGACAUAGACAGCGAUUGA
Molecule: messenger RNA, 1107 nt
Organism: Dicrocoelium dendriticum
Lineage: Eukaryota; Metazoa; Platyhelminthes; Trematoda; Plagiorchiida; Dicrocoeliidae
Source: the annotation of a GenBank genome assembly